Molecule: messenger RNA, 1014 nt
Organism: Geodia barretti
Lineage: Eukaryota; Metazoa; Porifera; Demospongiae; Tetractinellida; Geodiidae
Source: the annotation of a GenBank genome assembly
AUGAUAGCCAACACCAACCGCCAGAUUGUGCUCGCUGCGCGCCCGGUGGGGGCGCCGAAGGAGACGGAUUUCCGCCUCGUCGAAGGGCCGGUGCCGCCGCCGGCAGAGGGCGAGCUGCUGGUGCGGACGAUCUGGCUCUCCCUCGACCCCUAUAUGCGGCUCCGCAUGGGCACGGACCUCCGCUACUACCCGCCGAUCCCGCUCGGCGACGUGAUCGUGGGGGGCGCGGUCAGCCGGGUGGUGGAGAGCCGCCACCCGAAAUUCGCGCCCGGCGAUAUCGUCGACGACUACACCGGCUGGCAGGACUACGCCAUCGCGCAGGGCGCGAGCGCGCGCAGGGUGAACCCGGCGCUGGGGCCGCUGUCGACGGCCGUCGGCGUGCUCGGCAUGCCGGGGCUCACCGCCUAUCUCGGCCUCGUCAAGGUCGGCCGGCCCGCGCCCGGCGAUACGGUCGUCAUCUCGGCGGCGUCGGGCGCGGUCGGCGCGGUCGCAGGCCAGGUGGCGAAGAUCGCGGGCUGCCGGGUCGUCGGCAUCGCCGGCGGGGCAGAGAAGCUGCGCUACCUCACGCAAGAGCUCGGCUUCGAUGAGGCCAUCGACCGGCACACCGACGACUUGCCCGGCGCCCUCGCCGCGGCGUGCCCCGAUGGCAUCGACGUCUACUUCGAGAAUGUCGGCGGGCCGAUCGGCGAUGCGAUCUAUCCCCUGCUCGCUCACGGCGCCCGCGUCGUGAUCUGCGGCGGCAUUUCCCACUACAACGCGACCGAGCCGCCCAAGGUCGCGAGCCACUCUCGCGCCGAUCCUCUUCACCGAGACCGAGGUGAAGGCUUCAACAUCUACUCCUACGGCGCGCACUACGAGCACGCGCGCAAGCGCCUCGCCCGCUGGCUGGGGAAGGCCGGCUCGCCUUCAAGGAGGACAUCGUGGACGGCCUCGAGAACGCGCCGAUGGCGUUUCAGCGCUUCUUCGACGGGCAGCAACUUCGGCAAGCUGCUGGUCAGGGUCUCGGCGGAGUAG